Messenger RNA from Thyridium curvatum, 2355 nucleotides. RefSeq lists its product as uncharacterized. The record is from RefSeq and is a predicted model, not a curated record. Gene Ontology annotation, molecular function: protein binding. Bases 1 to 2355 code for a protein of 784 amino acids. NCBI's taxonomy places the organism in Eukaryota, Fungi, Ascomycota, Sordariomycetes, Thyridiales, Thyridiaceae. The transcript is spliced from 2 exons.
AUGGCGGCCGUGACUACCACUCCCCCUCCUCCCACCUCGGCCUCCUCCUCCUCCAGCCCCAGUCGCCGCAAACCAGUCGCCCUGCACGAGCUGUCACCAGAACGCUGGGACGGCACGAAACCUCUUCCUGUCGUCCCGUCCACCGAGUCCGCUCGUCUGAGGCAACCCCCUGUUUCCCCCGUCAGGGUCAAUUUCCAACAGGAGAACUGGGCCCAGCCUUCCAACGCAAACAUCGAGACAACUCUUCCGUACGAGGCAACACCUCCAAAGCAGAACACCUACGACCGUGAUCUGCCCAAGACUCCCGAGGCCCCCACGCCACCGCCCCAUACACCCAUAGUUGACCAGGGAAACCAGAAUCUGGGUGACAACGGCCCCGUUCAACCGACGGUACGACAAGUGGGGAGAAAACCGGUACCAAUUCUCGAGUCCCGGCCGGUCGGAUUAGGCCCGGCAGACACAUUGAGCCCAAUGAGCGCGCACUCGGGAUUGGACUUUGGCUUCUCUCAGCCCUCGGUGAGCGGGAGGACUGCUACCACCGAUCCGGACGAUGCAAGUUCGUCUGGUGUGGGCAAAGGACAUGACGAGAAUCGCAACAGCCGCGAGACGGACACCACUGUCAGUACCACGCAGCAGCAGACCUCGAUCGAAUCCUCCGCAACAACGAGCGCGAGCUCCGUGUCAGGCGCUCUGGACGCGGCAGAAUGCCAACCCUCCCAAGACGCCUCGCCCGAGAGCUCCAUUGAGAACGGCAUACCGGGGAACCAGUCCGUACCUCAGCUCCAAUACCAUCAUCAAGCUUUUCUUCCGAGGAGCUCGAGCGAACCACAAGAACAAGACCCUCGAGCGGCUUCUCAGCCGAACCUCUUGGACAGUGACGCAGCCAUCAAUCGCCAUCUGACACCCAACUCCCCGUACAUUCGACGCACAUCUCUCCAGCGACCUGCAUCCUCCUAUUCAAUCUACUCUGACUUCGGUCCCCGUGGCCGUUCACCCGGUGUAUAUGGAGGCUCGCACAACCGCGCCCCGUCGGCGCACUCCAGGAGAUCCCCGGAUACGAGACCGUCGUCAUAUGCGGACAUGCUGAAUGUGCCCUACCCGCAACCCGCCCCAGCACCCAUCUCCUUCGACAACGCCAGACUUCGAAACAAUGUAGGGACGAACGCAUCCCUUCUGAGCGCUCAAAAGACUCUGGAGAUGUAUCGGCAGAAUGUGAAGAAGACGAACGACUUGUCCAUCCAGUAUUCAUUCGCUGUGUUCCUGAUCGCCACGGCACAGGAACAGGGUUUCAACCAUCAAGACUCGGGCAAGAAGAAGAACGCACCCAAGCCCGUACAAGAUCUCGACAGCCCCUACGUGGAGGGCACCGCAUCCUCACCCAGCGAACUGGUCCGCGAGGCACGAAGCAUCCUGCAGAAACUCUCGAACGCGGGCUAUCCGUUUGCCCAGUACUAUCUUGCCGAUGGGUACGCCUCGGGACUCUUCAGUAAGGGCAAGGAGGACUACAACUCGGCGUUCCCGCUGUUCGUGUUGGCGGCGAAGCACGGACAUGCAGAGUCGGCGUACCGAACAGCUCUGUGUUACGAGUUCGGGUGGGGUUGUCGAAAGGACCCCGCAAAGGCAGUUCAGUUUCUCAGAACCGCAGCAUCAAAACGACACCCAGGAGCCAUGACGAGAUUAGGAAAGGCCUGCUUGUCAGGCGAUCUGGGCGAGAAGCGGUACCGCGAGGGUAUCAAGUGGAUGAAGCUGGCCGCAGAAUCUGCCGACUCGGUCUACAACGCGGCGCCUUACCAGCUCGGCUGUCUCUACGAGACCGGAUAUGGCGACGACAUCUUCCAGGAUGAGAGCUACGCUGCUGAGCUGUUCACUCAGGCGGCGGACCUGGGCCAUCCCGAGGCUAAUUACAGGAUGGGAGAUGCCUACGAGCACGGCAAGCUCAACUGCCCGCGGGACCCUGCCCUCAGCGUCCACUUCUACACCGGCGCUGCGGAACGCGGGCACGCUGCUGCCAUGAUGGGUCUCUGUGCAUGGUACAUGGUCGGGGCUGAGCCCCUGCUGGAGAAGGAUGAAGAAGAGGCGUACGAAUGGGCGCGGCGCUCGGCUGAGCUUGGCUACGUCAAAGCACAGUAUGCAGUCGGCUACUUCACCGAGAUGGGCAUCGGAUGCAGGAGGGACAUCCUCGAGGCCAAUGUGUGGUAUGUCAAGGCGGCCGAUGCAGGCGACGAUCGGGCCAAGCAGAGGUUAGCCGCUAUCCGGGCGGCUAUCAGCGGCGGCACGCCCAUGGACGUCGCGCCGCCCAGGAACGGAAAGAUGAAGAAGAACGGAGAGAAGGACGACAGCUGCGUUGUUAUGUGA